This is a messenger RNA of Cuscuta epithymum, 1550 nucleotides long. The record is from the annotation of a GenBank genome assembly. NCBI's taxonomy places the organism in Eukaryota, Viridiplantae, Streptophyta, Magnoliopsida, Solanales, Convolvulaceae.
GAUGAGGAUUGGUGAGAAGUGCGUGCAUGUGUAUAUAUAGAAACGUAGGUACUGGAAUUAAUAUAACUUCCUAGCAGCUUGUAUAUUUAAUGGAUGAUAUCCCUUCAGAUAUCAUAGAAGAAAUAUUAUCGAAGCUUCCGGUGAGAUCCUUGCUGCGGUUCCGUUGCGUGUCACGCCCAUGGAAAUCCCUUAUUUCCGAGCCUUGGUUCACCAGAAAACACGUCACCGAAGGCAUCAGGAGAAGGCCGAAGCUGGUGUUCAACCACGACGGCCACCGGCACCCGGAGCAUAAACUCUACAUAUACUCUGUGUACAUGUUCGCUUUCGGGCCGAAGCGUGGCCAGCCCAUGGGCAUUGAGCCCUGCAAAAGCACCCUCUCUUCCGUAUCAAACCAAUGCCUAGAGGGCACCACCAAUCUCACCUCCCCGCCGCCGUUAACGUUGUACGAAGGUUGUCGUGGGUACAUUAUGCUGAAGGUCUUUUGCCCAGAACUGUGGUGUGUCAGCGUCGGAGAAUCCCUGUUUCUUUGGAACCCGUCUCUCUCUUCUUCUUCUUAUGUCAAACUCCCCGACCCGCCGCCUCCUCUGCCGGGCAGGAGCAGGCUCAGGGAGAGCUACGGGGUGGGGUAUGACGCACGUGGGGACGAUUACAAGCUGUUGCGGGUUCACCAAUUCGGUUCGCCCGCCGCCCAACCUUGGACCGGCCGGUUAUGCAUGGAGACACAUGUAUACUCUCUCCGGCGCAAUGCUUGGAGAAAGAUUCAGAAUCAUUGUUUUCCGCCGGCGAAAAGUUCGACCACCGUCCUGUUGCUUGAUACAGACAGCACCACCGUUCCUGUGGGCGGAGCCCUCCACUGGAUCGGGUACCCCAUCAAAUAUAACACCAUAUCUUACACAACAUGCAAGAAAACCUCCGUAUCCAUUGUUUCCUUUGAUCUGUCGAGUGAAAGGUACGGAUUGGUUCCGCAAUCCAAGUUUUUCCCCAUCUCAAUAGCUGAUUCCUACUGUUCUAAACUCACGGUGUUGAAAGGAAUGUUGUGUGUUUACGUGAGCACUUAUGCGGAGAAAAACCUGGCAUUGUGGGCCAUGAAAGACUACGGAGUGGAGGAAUCGUGGACUAAGCUGUGCGACGUUCCACACCCCGCCUUGGAUGGACGACCCUCCUUCUCCGGCGACUGCAAGUUCACCAGAACCGCUGCUUUGCAUUUGUACGAAGAUGGAAAGCUCUUACUCAUGACCCAAUUAUAUUGUCUAGGUGAGAUCGUCAUCCUCAACUCCAAGGAGGAUUGUCACCAACCUAUUUCACGAAUCAUUGUUCCACGUGAGUCUGCUAACGAGUUUUGUGAUGCCUUCGUCUAUGUUGAAAGCCUAGUAUCCCCCAUGUCCUACUUGGGCCAGGCCAAGAACAAAUAAUACCGAUCUAUCUAUCUAUAGAUAAGGUUGGGAAAUUGUUGCCAUUAUUGUUUUAAAAUCAAUUUCUAAAUAAUAUGAAAUUAGGAAUCCAAUUAAAGGUAAUGCUCCGUAUUAAUAGGAAUCCGAUUAAUAUCUUCC